GCCCCCCUGCGCUAGCAUCUUAGCUCCGGUGUUCCCAUGUGCUAGCUCCUGACCCAGUGAAUCUCCCCAGGCCUUUGGGGUCAGAGGGAUGGAGCAACUCUGGGAGGACGUCACCUGCUCCAUCUGCUUGGACGUGUUGAACGACCCCGUCUCCAUCGAGUGUGGCCACAACUUCUGCUGGGGCUGCCUCAUGGCUCAUUGGAGCCAGAUCUCAGCCCAGGGGCACCGCUGCCCAGAGUGCCGGGCUCCCUGCUCCAGGAAUAGGAUGAUCCCAGACACACGUGUCAAAAACAUGGUGGAGAAAAUCACCAAGCACCUGCAGGAAGAGCCGGAGCUGCAGGGGCCGGGGGCUCAGCCAGAGCGGGGGCACCCAGUGCAGCUGGUGCGUCUGGACGAGGAAGAGAACCUGAUCCUGGACGAGGAGGCCCUGAGCCGCUGCCUGGAGCAGGGUGGGGUGGGAAACAGCCCUGUCUGUGUGGUAUCCAUCGUCGGGGGGCAGCGCCGGGGCAAAUCCUUCCUGAUGAACUACCUGCUGCGCCGGCUCCGGAGCCCGCAGGACGCGAGGGACGGGUCGUGGAUGGGCCGGGAGGAUGAGCCCCUGGAGGGGUUCGAGUGGCGCGCGGACGAGGAGCGAGUCACCAAGGGGGUGUGGGCGUGGAGUCAGCCCAUCUGGGUCCCCACCCAGAGCGGGACGGUGGCCGUGCUGCUGGUCGACACCGAGGGCUCCAUGGGCAUUGAAAGGAAGAAGGAGACCAGCAUCAAACUCUCCGCCUUGUCCAUGCUGCUCAGCUCCUAUCAGAUACUGAAUAUUUCGAAUGAGGUGAACGAUGCGGAUCUUGAAUACCUGGAGAUGUUUGUGCGUGUGGCCGAAGAGGUGGGAGAAGCGUACAGACUGGAGCCCAUUCAGCAUCUAGACCUGCUGGUGCGGGAUUGGAGCAGCUCCCCGGUACUUGGAGCCAAGGGUGGGGAGCAGCAUCUGAAACACGUCCGAAAGGUGACUCUGGAGGUGAAGUCCCCUUGCAAACACCCCAAGGCCCUGGAAGCGCUGAAGAGAAGCAGCAGCCGCUGUUACCUGAUGCCCUUCCCUGGCAAGCGGAUCACGAUGGGGAGCGAGGGAAGGCUGAGAGACAUGGAUGAGGAUUUCCGGGAGAGCCUGAGGGACUACGUCACCGCCCUGGUGAGCACGGCGGGUCAACAUGUCCGGCUGGACCAGCAUGGGGGGAUGCUCACUGGGACACAGCUUGCUGUCAAGAUAAAGAAUUUAUCUGAUGUGAUGAAGAACCAUCGCUCCGGCUUCUCCUCUCCUUGUCAGAUGGCCAUCACCUUCCACAACCAGAGAGUCCUGGACAGGGCCAGCGCAGACCAUGCUGUGUUUCUGAGGGAGAAGGACGGCCUGUCCCGGCGCAUGGACGACUGUCUGACGGUGGAUCCGAGCGCAAUGGCGCAGCAGUUGGUGGAGCAGCGCAGGUCACUGCUGGAGCGGUGCCGGGAGGAGCUGCAGGAGCCGGAGGAGACCCUGCUGACGGCGCUAGGGGCGGAGCUGACUCGGGAGGCCGAGACCUUCCUGGAGACCUACCGAAGGCGCUAUCAGUGUCACACCACCAACCAGAGAGCCCUGGCCAGGGCCCGCGUAGCCCACGUUGAGUUUCUGCAGGAGAAGGACGGCCUGUCCCUGCGCAUGUUCGACUGUCUGAUGGUGGAUCCGAGGGCAAUGGCACAGCAGUUUGCGGAGCAGCGCAGGUCACUGCUGGAGCGGUGCCGGGAGGAGCUGCAGGAGCCGGAGGAGACCCUGCUGACGGCGCUAGGGGCGGAGCUGACUCGGGAGGCCGAGACCUUCCUGGAGACCUACCGAAGGCGCUAUCAGUGUCACACCACCAACCAGAGAGCCCUGGCCAGGGCCCGCGUAGCCCACGUUGAGUUUCUGCAGGAGAAGGACGGCCUGUCCCGGCGCAUGGUCGACUGUCUGACGGUGGAUCCGAGCGCAAUGGCGCAGCAGUUGGUGGAGAAGUGCAGGUCACUGCUGGGGCGGUGCCGGGAGGAGCUGCAGGAGCCGGAGGAGACCCUGCUGACGGCGCUAGGGGCGGAGCUGACUCGGGAGGCCGAGACCUUCCUGGAGACCUACCGAAGGCGCUAUCUGUGUCACACCAUGCAGAGAGCCCUGGACAGGGCCCGCGCAGACCACGCUGAGUUUCUGAAGGAGAAGGACGGCCUGUCCCAGCGCAUGGUCGACUGUCUGACGGUGGAUCCGAGCGCAAUGGCAGAGCAGUUCAAGGAGCAGCGCAGGUUGCUGCUGGGGCGGUCCUGGGAGGAGAUGAGGGAGCCAGAGAAGGAGACCCUGCUGACGGCCCUAGAGGCGGAGAUGACUCAGGAGGCUGAGACUUUCCUGGAGACCUACCGAAGGCGCUAUCAGCGUCACACCACCAACCAGAGAGCCAUGGACAGAGCCUGCAGAGACCACGCUGACUUUCUAAGGGAGAAGGAUGGCCUGUCCCAGCGCAUGGCCCACUGUCUGACGGUGGAUCCGAGCGCAAUGGCAGAGCAGCUGGUGGAGCAGCGCAGGUCACUGCUGGAGCGGUGCCGGGAGGAGAUGAAGGAGUCAGAGGAGACCCUGAUGAUGGCGCUAAAGGCGGAGCUGACUUGGGAGGCCGAGACCUUCCUUGGGACCUACCGAAGACGCUAUCAGAGUCACAACAUCAACAAGAGAGUCAUGGACAGAGCCCGCCAAGACCACGCUGACUUUCUGAGGGAGAAGGACGGCCUGUCCCAGCGCAUGGUCGAGUGUCUGAAGGUGACGCCGAGCGCAAUGGCGGAGCAGUUUGUGGAGCAGCGCAGGUCACUGCUGGAGCAGUGUUGGAAGGAGAUGAAGGAGCCGGAGGAGACCCUGCUGACGGCACUGGAAGCGGAGCUCACUCAGGAGGCCCAGACCUUCCUGGAGACCUACGGAGGGCGCUAUCAGUGUCAUGCCAACAACCAGAGAGCCAUGGACAGCGCCCGCCGAGACCACGCUGACUUUCUGAGGGAGAAGGAUGCCCUGUCCCAGCACAUGUUCAGCUGUCUGAGGGUGACGCCGAGCGCAAUGGCGGAGCAGUUCAUGGAGAAGCGCAGGUCACUGCUGGGGCGGUGCCGGGAGGAGAUGAAGGAGUCAGAUGAGAUGCUGCUGACGGCGCUAGAGGAGGAGCUGACUCGAGAGGCCGACAUCUUCCUGGAGACCUACAGAAAGCGCUAUCUGUGUCACUUAACCAAUCUGGGCCAGAAGUUGGGGCAGGGGCUGAUGUUGUUGUUUGCAGCGAAGUCAAGUUUUCAUCACUGAGGCUGCAGAGCUAAG
This is a messenger RNA of Chelonia mydas (Green sea turtle), 3325 nucleotides long. Its product is annotated as RING finger protein 112. The coding region runs from base 89 to 3310 and encodes 1073 amino acids. The record is from RefSeq and is a predicted model, not a curated record. NCBI's taxonomy places the organism in Eukaryota, Metazoa, Chordata, Testudines, Cheloniidae. Gene Ontology annotation, biological process: endoplasmic reticulum organization; protein homooligomerization. Gene Ontology annotation, molecular function: GTPase activity; GTP binding. The transcript has 18 exons.